AUGGACAUGGACGAGACGGGGGUCGCCCGCGCGGUCUUCCUUCCCGGCGUCGGGGAGACUCGUGACGGCGGGGAAUCCGGAGUGCAGCUAGAGGAUCUAGUCCCAGUGGACCUAGCCCCAGUACAUUUCCCCCCAGAGAACCAAGCCCCAGAGGACCAAGUCCCGGGAAAGCAUCCAGAUGCAGGUCUGCGCAGCAAGGCGGUUUUGGACGUCUGCGAAAAAACUACAUUGGCUGACACCUCCACCGGCGACGGCGGCUCGCCCGCACUCAAGCCGGACCUGGGGCACUUAGGGCUGGUCGACGCCCCCAUCUAUGUCGUGCCUGAGCCGCGGCGGCGCGGCGCAUUCCCCUCAGAAGCCGCUCCUGACCGGGUCGAGGCCGACACCGGAAGAAAACGCUCGGUGGUAUGUAGUGAGAUGCACCAAGCAGCGGACGUGCUGGUGGAACGGAUGCAGAGUCUCGAAGAACAGAUCUCACUUUUCGAGGACACGGCCGGGCCGCUGCAACAGACACAGCACGUGUUGACGCCCGCAUUCUACGAUCCGUAA
Molecule: messenger RNA, 549 nt
Organism: Gregarina niphandrodes
Lineage: Eukaryota; Apicomplexa; Conoidasida; Eugregarinorida; Gregarinidae
Exons: 2
Coding region: 1-549 (182 amino acids)
Source: RefSeq, a predicted model, not a curated record